Messenger RNA from Pelmatolapia mariae (spotted tilapia), 1662 nucleotides. It is a transcript of the gene col13a1, whose product is annotated as collagen, type XIII, alpha 1. The transcript has 37 exons. The coding region runs from base 48 to 1562 and encodes 504 amino acids. Lineage: Eukaryota; Metazoa; Chordata; Actinopteri; Cichliformes; Cichlidae. The record is from RefSeq and is a predicted model, not a curated record.
CUCCAGGUCCUCCUGGACGAGCAGGCUUUCCGGGUGGCAAAGGAAGUAUGGGAAUUCCUGGGAGAAUGGGCUUAAAAGGACACGCAGGGGAGAAGGGAGCACCAGGUGAGCCUGGACUGUCUAUCAUUGGACCAAGAGGACCUCCUGGACAACCUGGUACAAGAGGAUUUCCAGGAUUUCCAGGUCCAAUUGGGUUAGAUGGCAAGCCUGGACAGAGUGGACCAAAGGGAGACAUGGGACAGCGUGGUCCUAAAGGACACCCAGGGGAACCUGGACCUAAGGGGGAGAAGGGUAUCUGUGGCGAUUACACACAUCGGAAGCGACGUAUUGUACAGCCCUGUGUUGGACAGUUGGCCACACAGGGCGAGCCUGGAAUACAGGGGCCUCCGGGACCUCCGGGGCCACCCGGUCCACCAGGAACACAAGGAACAGAUGGGGCCAAUGGCCCACCGGGUAAACCUGGGGAGCCAGGCAAACCUGGAAAAGAUCCAAGGCUUUUGCCCGGACUAAAGGGUGAGCCAGGUGUGCCAGGACAGAAGGGUGAUCGAGGUGAUGUUGGCCCAGCAGGCCCAAAGGGAGUUGGGGGAGACCAAGGAAAUAAGGGAGAGAAAGGAGAGCUGAACACUGGAUCCCUGGGAAUUAAAGGAGAGCCAGGUUCACCAGGACUAAGAGGACCCAGAGGUGACAAAGGAUCUCAGGGAGAAAAAGGGGAAGCAGGUCUUCAAGGCCCAGCUGGCCCAAGGGGUCUGCCAGGCCCGACUGGGGAGCCAGGAAGGGCUGAAAUCCAGUAUGAAAAUGAUAUCCGCAACAUCCCCCUGAUGGGCCCUCCUGGAUUACCUGGACCUCCAGGGACACCUGGAAUCCCUGGAGCCAAGGGUGAAGUUGGUCUACCAGGUCCACCAGGACUGGAUGGAGAGAAGGGAACUCGAGGGAAGCCUGGAGAACCUGGUCCCCCGGGCCCAGCAGGUCCUGAAGGUCCCAGAGGAGAGGGAGGUGUCAUGGGCUUUCCAGGACCCAAAGGCACCAAGGGUGACAUGGGUCCAUCUGGAUCACCUGGUCCAAAAGGUGAACCUGGAGAUGGAGGAAGGUUAGAAUCGAUCUAUGGUCCUCCAGGACCACCAGGACCAGCUGGCCCAGCAGGACCACAAGGACCAUCAGGGCCUAAGGGAGAGCCAGGAAUUGGAAUCCGAGGAGAAAAGGGAGCGACAGGUCAGAAAGGCGACAAGGGAGACAGAGGCCAUCUUGGACUUCCUGGGGCUCAUGGGUUAGACGGCAGACCAGGUGCAGUGGGUCUAGUAGGACCUGCAGGUGUGCCAGGGCCAGCAGGACCAAAGGGAGAGACAGGUGAAAAGGGUGAUCCUGGAAUCCCAGGACCAACAGGGCCGCAAGGCAUCCCCGGAUUAGUAGGACCACAGGGACUCAAGGGAAAUCAGGGAGAGAGGGGCAAGAAAGGCAACAGGGGGGCCAAAGGGGAUAAGGGAGACCAAGGAGCACCUGGAUUAGAUGCCCCCUGUCCAUUGGGAGAUGAUGGUUUACCUGUACCUGGAUGUUGGAAUAAAUGACGAUAACUUUGGAAUGGCUUGUGUGAUGUACAUAGGAUAUUUAUUUUUUUUACUUUUACUAUUCUAUUAUACAUGGAAAAAAAUAAAUAUAUAUGGCAAU